GGUAUGCUGCGUGUAACGUUAUAUGUACAUGAGUUAUUAAUUUAGCUGAAACUCUUCUCCAAAGUGACUUACAAUAUCAAUUAAGCUACCUACAGUUAUUUAUCUAUGCAGCCAGCCUGGUUGCCGCAACUAGUCUAGUGAGGUACAUCGAGUCGAGUCGAGGCGGCAUCGAUCGUUCGAACCUGUGGCUUUUCGGUUCUAAAGGCGGCGGCGACUGUGUAACCACUACGCUUCCAGUUCCAUCCUCAUUCACUGGUUGGUAGAACAUGUCAUGCAGUGAAACGAGGAGUAAGAAGCGCCUGCAUUCAUUGCCUCACGAAUGGAAAGAACACUCGCUGGUGCCACAGAAGGGCGAUUAACAUCCUGUGCAGUAGGGGGCGCUAGUGACAUUAGCUAGUGUGUGAGUUUGCUCGCUGGCGUCUCCCGACACCGCGGUCGUUCGCUCCCGCCGGUAAAGAAGAAUAAACAUCAGGUCCAGGCUGGCCCUCGGCGUGCUGUGACGUCCACCGCCGGGGACGUCUCGCUGUGAUGGAUGAUGGAGUCGGCGCUGCUGGUGGCUCCUGUCACGGCUCUCGAGUUCCUGGGGGACGACUGUCUGCUGGCGGGGAAGGGUCCCGUGCUGUCCGCCUACAGUCUUCGGGCUCCCUCCGUGAAGUCGGCCUCGCUGAGCGUCCUCCGGAACCACCGCGUCCACGGAAUCCGGCCGGAGCGCCGGGACCGCGGCGUGUCGGCGGAGGUCGCUGCGGAAGAGGAGCCGCUGGGGUCGUCAUGGCAACAAAGGGUGCAGCUGGUGGUGUUCGGGGGCAAGGCCCUGAGACUCGUGGAGCUUGGAGGCAGCGAGGCGUUUGACCUUCGAACUCUUGGCCCGGUGAGGGAGCUACAAGACUGGGUGCUGGAUGUGCGCUGGGUGGGCGGCGCUGCUCACCUCCUGGGUGUUGCUCUGGCCCACAAUGCCGUGCUGCUGUUGGAGGCGUGGGAGGGGCACGUGCUGCUGCGGAGCUCCUGCGAGGACGGGUGCCUGCUCUACUCGGCCCUGCUGGUUGGACCGUGCUGGCAGAGCUUGACCGUGGUGGGGGGGACCGUGUUCAACCAACUUGUCAUCUGGAGACCAACGGUGACGGCGGGGGUCGGGGCGGCCAGAGAGACAUCUGAGCGGGAGACGGGAUCUGGACGGACGGCACCAGUGGAGCGACGCCUGAAGGGGCACAGUGGCGUGAUCUUCGGCCUGGCUUACCUCCCCGAACGAGGAUGGCUGGCUUCCGCCUCGGACGACCGCAGCGUGCGGGUGUGGGGUGUCGGCCCCCUGGGAGGGGCAGCGGGCUGCGGGGACCCCUCCCCCACCUGUCUGCAGGUGCUCUAUGGGCACCAGGCCCGGGUCUUCUCAGUGACGCUGUUGCCCGUGGGCGUGCUGAGCGCUGGCGAGGAUGGGGUGUGUCUCCUCUGGGACUGCGGUAGUGGUAAAGUGUCCCGCGCACUGAAUGGACACCGUGUGGGAGGGGUCCGUGCGCUGGCAGUUAGUUCCGGAUGGGGCGGACGCAGCCCGCAGGUGGCCACCGGGGGUGCUGAUGGGGGGAUCCGCCUCUGGAGCUUGGGGGAGACUGACGGUGGGCAGGUGGAGGCGGAACUUGUGCAGGACCUUGAGUUCCAGGGAGGGGGGAGUCCCAAGGUGGUACGCAUGGUGUGGGGAGGGGUCAAGCGGCACUGGGGUGUGGUAGCCAGCACCGACCAGGGGGAGGUGUAUCUCUGGGAAGAGGGAAGCGGCUGGCAGCUGCUGUGGCGGGGGGGCGCGCAGUUCCAGUCCUACAACGCGAUGGAGCUGCUCCCGUGGGAAGGCGAAGGUGCCGCGUCCAGCAGGGGAGCGCUGUGCGCCGUGGGCAGCCUGAGUGGAGACGUGUGGCUCUUCCCCCUGUCGCAGCCUGCUCGCGGGACUCUACUGAGGGCAGGAUUGGGGAAGGUGCACAGCGUGCUGUGGGAAGGCGACAGGGAGCAGCGUGCGGGGCACUUGUUGGUGUCGGGGCCCGAAGGGCUGGUGCGCCGCUGGCUGGUGAAGCCGGAGCUCGGCGAGGGGGCCGUCAGCCUUGACUGCGUGCCCCUGAGGUCCUUUCUGCUGCCCCCAUGUGCCAAGCGCUGGCUGACUGCCGCGAUCCUCGUGCCCCAGCCGCAGGGGGCACUAUGGGUGUGCGGGGACAGGCGCGGGUCACUGCUCUUGUACCGGGACUCCGACGAGGGAGGCGAGGCUGUGGGGGACGCUCUGCGGCCUCUGAGCGUCCUGUUUGGGGUCCACGGGAAGCAGGGUGUGACGUCAGUGUGUGAGCACCGCGGUCUGCUCUACAGCACGGGGCGUGACGGCUGCCUGCGUGUGUCCAGGGUGGGUGACGGGGGGGGUGGGCAGCUGGAGGUGCUGCGGGUUCAACGGGCCUGCGGCGGCAUGGACUGGCUGGAGCGCGUCGUCAUUCGGGAGCCAGAAGGGGAGGGAGACGCGUGCUUUCUGCUCAUGGGGUUCCACUCGGUCCACUUCGAGGUGUGGGACCUGCUGCGCCGGGAGCGCCUCCUAUCUGUGCCUUGUGGGGGGGGGCAUCGCUCCUGGAGCUACUGCCCCCCAGGGGGCGGCUCGGCCGAAGAUGGAAGCGCUGUGGUGUUUGUGAAGCAGGGGGCGGUGCUGGCCUCGCGGACCCCUGCGGACACCUCCCACCCUAGCGGAGCCAGCCUGGAGCUCGAGGGGGGUCUGCAUGGGCGGGGCAUCACCUGUGUGUGUCACCUGGGUGCCGUACGGGCCGCUGGGGACCGGUGGGAAGUUCUGGCCACGGGAGGAGAGGACACCAGAGUGAGCGUGCUGGCGGUGCGGCCGCAGAACGGAGCGGUCAAGGUGCUGGCGGUCAUCGCCGAUCACAUCUCCAGCGUCCGAGCUCUAGCCGCUCUUCGGCGACAGGACGGAGGCGGAGGCGCAACGUCUCUCUCCGCCUUGCUAUUCUCCGCCGGGGGGCGGGCUCAGCUGCAGUGCUGCCGGCUCCUGAUUGGUGGGAAGGAACAGGUGGGCUCGCUCUCCUGUCAGGUGAUCCAGGUGGCACGUCACCGGCUGGACGAGCACUGGGAACGACGGCGGAACCGGCACAAGUUGGUGAAAAUGGACCCCGAGACGAGAUACAUGUCCCUGUCUGUGGUUUCUCAUACAGCAGAGCAGGUCUUCCUGGCAGCAGCGUGCAGCGAUGGAGUGCUGAGGCUUUUCUCCGUGUCUGAGAGCGGGGGGAAGUUCCACCUCCUCUGGGAUUGCUCCUAUCAUCAGCGCUGUGUGCUCAGUGUCGCCUCCUGCUGCCUGGAGGACCCAGAAGGCAACGAGAGGCUGUUUGUUAUCAGUGCUGCAACUGACGGCAUAAUUGCAUUUUGGGACAUGACUGGAGUCACGGAUGUGGAAGAUGGCCAAACUGCUCCCCCCUCCUACGCAGGUCCGUUGAGGCCCUGCCUCACAGUUCCAGCCCAUCAGAGUGGUGUAAACACUCUAGCCCUGUGGGAGGGUCCUUGGGAAGGCCAAGAGGCGGAGCCUGCUGGACACAGCUGGAUGACCAUUGCCAGCGGGGGUGAUGACGGGCAGCUGUCAGUCAUCAGAAUCCAGGUGCAGUUGCGCCCCAGGGAGAUGGGGGGCAGUGGCGUGUCUCUGAAGUUGUGGUCGCGCUCUGCGCUGCCCUCGGCACAUGCUGCCCCCCUGACGGCGCUGUGCUUCCUGAGCCCCGCUCUCCUCGUCUCCACCUCCCCCGACCAACGCGUGUGCCUGUGGAACCUGUGCGCUUCUUCUCUGGGCCACGGAGGGGUGCUGUUCUCACACGUGGCUGAUGCUGCUGGCCUGGCUGUGUGGAAAGGUACAGAAGCAGAGUCAGGACCAAAGGGCAGUGCCUGGGUGGCAGUUUGUGGUCAAGGGUUACAGGUCCUGCGCCUUAAAGAGGAACGGGAUGCUGGGAAAAGGACCGAGUGAAAAGGCACAGCAUAUUUGUAACCAUGUAUCUCUGCCGGUACUUUUGUAUUAAUUCUCUGAGAGAACUGGCGACUCCCUCUGGGACAGGACUACAGUGAUCCUGUCUGGGGCACUUGCUCACUCACAAUGACGGUACGGACUUUGAAUUUCCCGCAAAGAGGGCCUGCAUCCUGGAUGUUCAGGAUGAAUGCGAGGUCGACGGGGAGCUGCUCAUCACUGCUCUCGCUUCCAGCCGUGUGACGUGUCUGUGACCCGGUGAGAGACGCGCCGAUUUACCACCUCGUUCAGCGUCGGACAGGGACACGACAGUCCAGUGUUUCAGCUGCAUCUGAACCAAAGAUGUUUCCUGGUCCGUCUGGAGUAGAGUGUCGCGCUGUGAAAGGAGCGCCAGCUUCCUCUGCAUUUUAUCCUCUAUAAAUGAAGAAUAAUGUUUUUUACUUUAUUGUGGUGCUGUAAUUAAAAAAAAAUCAUUAAAUCAAUGAAUUAAUAGUGUAAAUAAAUGAACUGGAGCUGGCAGUCUGCCGUGUUGUUACAGCCCCUUUGUAGCCUCGCUCUUGGGUAUCGCAGGGGCAGGUGGAGCAGCAGUGCUGCUCCAUGGUGCCACCGCUUCGCUUUGGGGGCUUUUCCCUCCCAUAGGCGACACAUGAAUAUUUGAUGGUUCCCCACACUGCCUUUUGUGUGUCGCUCCUGUGACCGCCGCGUGGCCUGGGCAGUCGCAGAGACGAGGGGGAGGGGGGGAACGGAGGCCGCGGUAUCGGUGAGAUGAGACAUGAAACCCAGGAGAGUUUCCAGCUGAGAGAGAGGAGACGGGAAAGGCAGGAAGAGGACUGUGUGUUUACAUGUGAGCGCUCCGAGGCUGCGCCAGGUAUGUCCCGCAGGAGAAGAGGCCAGGGGUCUGAGGCCAGCAGCAGGGCUCCGGGUCCCAGCAGAAGGAAGGGUCUUCCGAAAGAAGCUCUCCUCCACACCACUCCUGCUUCAGGGGCCAUGGUCCCGCUGACGUCCCGGGACACGCUGGUGCUCCUGAAUCCCUCGAACAGUCGGACAGAAGCGGUGAAGUGCGGCCAUGCAGCGCUGCAGCACCCCGUUCACGCCAGGAGGAGAAGGCAUCCUCCGCCAGCUUUGACCUCCGCUGACCUCCCAGACGCCCUGACUCCGUGGGUGGCGCCCUCUCGGUCAGAGUCCUCGUGCAGCAGCAUCCCGCCAGCUCGGCCCGUUUGUCCCGCCCUGCUCUCUUCUCCCCGCCCGAGGGGCCGGCUGGAACGCGUCAGGGAUGGUGGUGGUGGAUUCCGCUCCCCCGCGAACGCGGCACCUCCUCAGGACGCUGACAGGUUCCCGGGAGGAUGUCGUAAGCUCCUCCCCCGACAGUUUCCCUCACGCGCCUCCCGCCUCCCUCCGCUGCAGCCCAUCUCCAACCUCAGCUUCUCCCGCAGCUUCACCUUCUCAUUCUUCCAGCUCCCCCUGCACCAAUCGGCCCGGAGCCGCGCUGACCGCAUGCGGGACCUCACUCCGCUUCUGCGUCAGGGGCGGCACUGACACCAACAUAAACCGCAUCAGCAGAAGCUGCAGUGGUGCUCAGUGCAGCCACAGCACCUGCAGCCACCUCUGUCUGCACUGACCCAAAAUGACCACGUGGACCAUGCAGUGACUGGAUGGCAACCUGCUCUUAGCCCACUGCUGCACUGACCACAUUUGAACCGGACGAGAGCUGCACAGCUGCAGUCUGGCACCCAAACACUGAAUGUCCUAUAAAUGUGUGUUCAGCAACCAUCCUGCAGCUGGGCUCGAUGGGGAAACGGCACCACCUGCAAAACGAUUGCAGCCCUGUGCUAACUGCACCACACACACACACGGCUGUGUGUCAUGUCAUAUAACUGCACUGCGCGCACACACACUGGCUGUGUGCAUAACUGCAGAACACACACAUACAGGCUGUGUAUAUAUUUGAGAUUGUAGAACAUGCUUGUUUGUAUUUAAUGUUAGUGAUAGUGGUUUAGGUGAACAAAAGAUGCACUGUAUGUCUCAGAUUGUGUACAUUAGCUGUAGGCAGACAUGGUAAUUAUACCUUCUCCAGCUCAGUGUUUACUCUUUCCCACACUCCUGUAGUGUUUACUAGCUUUUGGGCUGCAUUAGUAUUGGUAGAGAGGGGGCCCACAGUGGUAAUUUCCAGUGGGGGCUGGAUGUGUCGCCAAGGUGGCUGGACUCGUGGGUGAGUUGAGCCGUGAAUAUGGCGGUAUGAUGAAGUCAUCCAUAAAAUUACAGCAGACUCUGCCCCGGCCGCCUCGCCCAAAGGGGGAGAGAAUUAAAGUGCAAUCAGAACGACGCGGAGCUGAGAACAGAUCAGGGCAAAGGUGGUGGAGUUCCCGAAUCUGGAGAAGAGGCACCUGUCAGGUAAGACACCUGCUCACCUGUCGUACUUCUCGGUGCUAUUCGUAAGGGGUGGUGCGCAGGGCCGGUAGAGACAUACAGAC
Scleropages formosus (Asian bonytongue) is the source of this 6435-nucleotide messenger RNA. It is a transcript of the gene wdr6, whose product is annotated as WD repeat domain 6. Gene Ontology annotation, molecular function: protein binding. NCBI's taxonomy places the organism in Eukaryota, Metazoa, Chordata, Actinopteri, Osteoglossiformes, Osteoglossidae. Gene Ontology annotation, cellular component: cytoplasm. The record is from RefSeq and is a predicted model, not a curated record. Gene Ontology annotation, biological process: tRNA methylation.